This is a messenger RNA of Paraglomus brasilianum, 822 nucleotides long. Lineage: Eukaryota; Fungi; Glomeromycota; Glomeromycetes; Paraglomerales; Paraglomeraceae. The record is from the annotation of a GenBank genome assembly.
AUGUAUAUCGUUGGUUUGGUUUUCUUCGUGGUCUUUGCAGUUGUUCUCUGUAUCUGCCGCCCCUGUUCGCCUUGCGUUUACGACAAAAUAUCAACCCUUUUGGGCUUCCCAUUCGAGACUCACUCGACAGAUGGUGCACCGGCGACCUCAUCUACAGUGGAGAACAAGACGCCCCCCUUGGAUUAUCAAGUUAUUCCCAAUCAACGAUCGGUAGUCCCGAACGGAAAUGCAUUGCAAUUUAAGGAUGAAGAAUGUACUAUUGUGCGGCUGAAUCUUCCGUUCUCUACCCCGCUACCGCUGACAGAUGCAAAUGCUAAAAAUGAAUCCCCCAACGCAGGCAGUGUAGCUGUACAAAUACUCGAAGAUACAACAGCGUCAUCAGAAAAUGGCCACGUAUACAUCUCUGUUGAUGAUAAUAAAUCCAGUAGCGCUAAUUACUUUGAGAUAACCGCAAUGUCGAGUGAAGAAAACGCAAUUGUGGCAAUAGGUCUUACUACAAACCCUCAGCAACCACUCGAGGGUGAGAACGAAAAACUUCCUGGUAUCAUGCCUAACUCAUUUGGGUACUGUUCUGACGGUUCCAAAUAUGGCCCUAAAUGGGGAGCCGAAGAUGGAGAUACGGUCGGUUGUGGAUAUGAUUGCAAUACUGGGCGUGUAUUCUUCACAAAUAACGGGAAGCGCCUCAGCGUCGAUGAAAUCGUUGGUCAAAAUACCUGGUUUCCAACAAUAGGAGUUAUCGGGCCAUGUAUUAUAAAAAUUAACCUUGGAGAUGGUCAAUUCAAGUAUAGUGCUAUUGAGGAAAGGAGAGAUGAAAAUUUUUAG